Moneuplotes crassus is the source of this 1013-nucleotide messenger RNA. The record is from the annotation of a GenBank genome assembly. Lineage: Eukaryota; Ciliophora; Spirotrichea; Euplotida; Euplotidae.
AUGGCUUUCGAUCCAUUCAGCUUCAAAACUGGAUAUACCAAAAAUUGGGGGUGGCUAUACGCCCUUAUUGUGCUAGUACCAUUCUUGAUGGUCCUUGCAAUCACAUUCUAUGUGCUUUCUCUUCUGAUCACUGAUGAAGACCUGUAUUAUAAAUAAGAAGAGUUAUAAUAAUGAAUACGUGUACUCUACACGAAGUUAUGAGUUCAGCAACCUUGAGAUGGUAGCAGAGGUCCUUCCUCAUUCAUUUCUAGCAGAUGAAAAUGAUAGAUAUCUUCCUUUCAGGUUUGUCAACAACACCUAUUUCAAAGAUGUUACUUUUGAUGAUGGGGAGCAAUCAAAGAGAGCAAGGUUUGAGGAGCUUUCAUACCAGACUACUGAUGAUAAGAGCAAUCUUCCACAUUUAAUAUUCAAAAAUGAAUACGUACCCUUUGGGGAUUCCAGAUUCUUAUGCCUAAAUCUCAAAUACAGAUCAAAGGAUGAGCCAGUUGCUCCUUAUGAUAAAUUUAAUGAGGUCCAGAAUCUUCCUCAGUGUCACGGAAUGAAACAGGAGAUUUGGGGUGAGAAAGACCCUACUAAAGGAGUCAAUCUCCUCGCAUGGAAAGAAUUCGGCAACCAAAAACUAAGCAACUGCAAAAAUGGAAUCAUCAGAGAUAAGAUCUGCUACGAAUAUGCGGUCAUGGAAUCUAUCUGAGUGAUUGUUGAGCCGACUAAUGAUGACCCUUCUCAAGGCUGGGAGUUUGUCACUGGUUGAGAAGAAGGAGGAAGUACUAUCAAAUACAAAAAGGCUUCUCCGGGGCAAGAGUACACCUUUGAUAAUAUCCCUAUUGAAGUUAGAGCAUAUAGGGAACCAUUCUAUGAAUUUGAGACUAGUUCUACUAAUUUUGGAGCAGACUUAUCAUACUUCGGAUGGCUAUCUAGGAUGUGCUGGGCUCUAUGUCUAAUUGCCUUUAUUUGCCUCCUAAUAUUCGGAUGAUACAGACUCAAUUUACCCAGCCACAAAGAUGAUUAAUUUU